GCCGAGUUGUCCUGGAGCCGCAUCACGGCGGAUCUAACCCAAGCAGGCAACCAGCACCGAGACCGAGACUGAGAUACCAUCCUCAGGCCGGGUGUGGCUCUUGCCCAUGAGCCCAUGGCCGCUUGUUCAUCGCGAUGGGCCUCUUCAACUUUCUUUCGAAGACGAAUGGCAACAAAGCCAAAAGUGGCACCAGGCUGAAACCGCCUGUCUCCCACACUUCCUACUUUGCAUCGCUUGCUGCACAAGAGGAAUAUUCCAAGGGCCGCGACGGUCUAGAUCUCCCUGAUCCUCUCACCAGGGGACGACCACAGUUCACCCAGUCACAGCUCCCAUUGGAUAGCGCCUCAGAGAAUGAGCUGCCAGCUGCCGCCCCUGGAGUACCCCGAUAUCGUGAAGAGAGCGUUGAGAGACCGAGCACUGCCCCCCAUGGUCAUCCCUCAAGCGCAUCGUUUCCUGCUGUAGGCCCGCGGUUGAAAGGGAGCGGUCCGAGAAGGCCGCCUCCCCUCUCCUUUCGCACGCCUCGAUCCGAGACUGCGACUGCAGGCUCCCGGCCGGGCUCGCGGGGUUCCAUAAGCUCGCUCACGGGUGUGUUGCACCGAGCUCGCGGCCAGUCCCGCUCCAGUUCCAUCCGGAGUGGUGUUGGCAAAGCGUUCAAGGACAUCCUCGACGCCCAGUCCGAGAUUUACCCCACCGAUUUCAGGGAAAGGAUCAAGGCAUCCGGUGCCAGAGAAUAUGGCGAGGAUGUUGCGGAGAGAAACAUGGCGACGAAUCAUUCCAAGCCCCGGCCGGCCCAUGUCCAGCCUUCCUACGGCCAGUCCCAAGAAGUCACAUCACGAGACACAACGGAGCCCUUUCCCGCAGUCAACUCGAAGCUAGGUACAUGCCAAACGGUUGCGCGGCAAAGGUUGCUUCAUUCUUCGAGCCAAAGGCCGCUUGCGAGACCCAUGGCGCCGAGCAAUCUGCCGCAAUCCAACACGCCGCCAUCGGGUAUUCAUCAGGACUUGAAGAUGCGGGACUCCGGUCGCCGACGGUCUGUGAACGCCUAUGUUCCGUGCGACUCCGAAAAUCUGGGGGGCUUUUCGUACCCAGAUCGGUCACCAGUCAGCCUUGGCAGCGUGCUGCAGCGACCUCUCGCUCAAAAUAGUGAAGAUUCUGGUGUCUGCUUCUCGGCCCUUGGGCCGGCCUCACCAAGCACUCCUUACGCCGCCGAGACUGCGCCGGCCCCUACAGUCCGCACUACAAGGGUUCCGCGCGACUCAGUGGAGCUUGCAAAAACGAGAGUCGAAAUGCCAACCCCCGAGCAUGUCGUCAAUGACUCGACCUCGAGGGCCUCGUCCCUUCAUUCAGCCACUCGCUCGUGCCGAUCAUCAACAAUGGCAUCUACGGCUUCCCUCUCUCGCAAGCACCAAAGUUUGCACACGUUACGGUCAUCUGUCUCGUCGUCUAUCGCCAGCCGAGACACGAUUCUUCAUGCUACUGCGUUGUCUCAUCCCCGCAGAACGCCCCUUCAGCCCCAAGGUCGAGAGAUACAUGGGGGUCCCGCCGCCGACUUGGACCCAUCGGGUUUGCAAAAUGACGAUACCUCGAUGCCAUUUAUGUCUGUAGCAUCGCCUUCUGUCGAAGCUCGUCCCAAGACCAGGAAACUUGAUGAGGAGGGCACGACCACACCCCGUCCACCCUCUCGAAGCCUCCCCGUGAUGCCACCCCAGGAGAUGAUGGCCAAUACCACCAGCGUUGCCCUGCCGGACGAUAUUCUGGAGUACCCGCCGCCCAUUCGCACGCGCAGUAUGCGCGGAUGGUCCGCGUCCUCGGGCACCCACAGCGCUUCCGAAAGCACAGUUACCGCCAGUUUCACCACCGCCAGCUCCCGCCCCUUCCACCGCCCCCCUUCUCUUCACACGGCAGGUACCUCUGUAGACCUCGACGCCGGCCCAGCCUCCCCCGCGUUGAAACACGCAAGCCCCGGUCCUGCUCAUUCGGACUCUCUACAUGACACCGGCGACAUUCACUCGGAACCCGAGCAUGGCGAUAACCUGAACCCGCCGCCGCCGUCGGACGCCUUCAACAUAGACGACUACCUCUCGUCGGACGCCGACUCGGUUACCACGCCCAGCCGCCGCCCCACUGCCGAGGGCGAGGAGGAGCUCCUGUUCAAUGAGGCCGGCUAUGGCCUCGGCGGGAUGCAGUUGCCUGGGCUGCCGGAUUCGUUCCCUUCUCCUUCUUCUCCCGCUGCCGCACCGCGAGCUAAAGCGCUGCGGCGCGGGAGAUCCAGUCCGGUGCUGCUGAAAGCGACACUGGACCCCGAGCUGGUUGGCGCAAUGUGCUGGGAUGAUAGCAUGGGUACCCGGGUUGCGAGAGGGGUACCGCCGAAGAAGUUGGGUCGGGUGCUGGAGGGCAGGGAAAAGAGGCGUUUUGUGCUUGAUACCGCGGCCGAUGAGGAGAGUGCGUCGGAAGGAGAGGGAUACUGGAAUACUGUUAACUGGCGUCCAGAGCGCGCCGGUGACCAGGAGAUGGGUGGAAGGGUGGAUGACGAUGACGAUGAUGGGUACGAGGCGGAUUUUGUGGAGGAUGAGGAGCAGACGACCUCGCGCCGCCGGACGACGAAGAAGCGGACGAGGGUUUUAUCAGCUCUGUGUUCCGAGAAGUGCGCGGAGGAGGAGCAGGGUCAGCAACAGGAGGGGCGGCAAGAGCAACAGCAGGAGGAGCUGCCGCCGCAGCGCGAGACGGCCGACGAGAAGCGCGAGGCUCAGACCGAUGUUGUGGCCGCGGUGAGGCUGAGAAAGGAGGUGAAGAGGGCCCAAAGGUUGGCCGGGGGGGUGUCGUCGGCCAGGGUGCGACGGGCGAGAACGAGGAUGUCGCUGCCGGUUCUGCGGGUGGAGGGAGAGGUGUGAGCGGCGGGGUUGCGGUCAAGGACACUCUUUUAGAGGUGGAUGGGAUGUUUUUUUUGUCGAUGGUCGGUGAUGGAUGGCGCUGGGAUGAGUUGUGCUCUCCUGUGGCGUUCUGGGUACAAUGCGGGCGGUAAUUGGAUCUGAACUGGGGCAUUUGGAUGGCAGCCGUCAGGGGCGCAAAAGGGGUCAAUAGGCGACGGCACAUGGACUUGAUACCCCGGUGAUACAUACAACUAUCUAUUGGAGGUGGCUUAGACGUA
Molecule: messenger RNA, 3148 nt
Organism: Thermothielavioides terrestris NRRL 8126
Lineage: Eukaryota; Fungi; Ascomycota; Sordariomycetes; Sordariales; Chaetomiaceae
Exons: 3
Coding region: 135-2891 (918 amino acids)
Source: RefSeq, a predicted model, not a curated record